Molecule: messenger RNA, 1518 nt
Organism: Miscanthus lutarioriparius
Lineage: Eukaryota; Viridiplantae; Streptophyta; Magnoliopsida; Poales; Poaceae
Source: the annotation of a GenBank genome assembly
AUGGCCGCGCCCUCCCACCUCCACCUCCACCUCCACCUCCCGGGCUGCCCUAAAACCCUAGCCCUGCCCCUGCCCCUGCCCCUGCCCUCGCCGCGGGGCUUCUCCGCUCGCCCCGGCCUCCGCUCCCGCUCUCGCCUCCGCCCGGUCGCCGCGCUCGGCCCCGCCGACGCCGGCGACCUGCUCGGCCGCGUUGAGGCGUUCCUCUACACCGUCGCGGACGCCGCCGUCUCCGCGGAGCCCGUCGUGACGGCCGCGGACGGCGGGACCAAGGAGGCCGCCGCCGGGGACUGGCUCUCCGGCAUCACCAACUCCAUGGAGACCGUGCUCAAGGUUCUGAAAGAUGGUCUAUCAGCUCUCCAUGUUCCUUAUUCAUAUGGCUUUGCAAUCAUUCUCCUCACUGUUCUUGUUAAGGCAGCUACAUUUCCUCUAACAAAGAAGCAGGUUGAGUCUGCACUUGCAAUGAGGUCACUGCAACCUCAAGUGAAGGCCAUUCAAGAACGAUAUGCUGGUGAUCAGGAAAGGAUACAACUUGAAACUGCUCGCUUAUACAAGUUAUCUGGUGUUAACCCACUUGCAGGAUGCUUGCCUACCCUUGUGACAAUACCAGUUUGGAUUGGUCUAUACAGAGCUCUCUCAAAUGUAGCUAAUGAGGGACUUCUGACUGAAGGCUUUUUUUGGAUACCUUCUUUGGCUGGUCCUACAACAAUUGCUGCUCGACAAAAUGGCCAGGGAAUAUCCUGGCUUUUUCCUUUUACUGAUGGUCAUCCACCUCUUGGCUGGUCAGACACUUUGGCAUACCUUGUGUUACCAGUUCUUCUUGUCAUUUCACAAUACAUAUCUACUCAAGUAAUGCAGCCACCACAGAGCAAUGAUCCUAACCAACAAGGUGCUCAGGCUGUAACAAAGUUCUUACCAUUGCUAAUUGGUUAUUUUGCUCUUUCAGUGCCUUCUGGACUAGGUCUGUACUGGCUUACAAAUAAUAUCCUCAGUACUGCACAACAAGUGUGGCUUCAAAAGCUUGGAGGUGCAAAAGAUCCUGUCAAAGAAUAUAUUGACAAACUCUCAAGAGAAGAAUCGACUACUGUUCAGAAGAAUGAAUCUACUGUUCAGAGUGAACCUCUCCCUAAACUUAGUAAACCCCAGCCCAGCCAAGAGCCGAAACCAAGUGGGCCACAACGUGGUGAAAGAUUUAGGAAACUAAAGGAGGAAGAAUCAAGGAGAAAAGAGGUUCUGGGACAAGCAAAACAAUCAGAACAGUCAAGUUCUGAAUCUAGCUUCCUAGAUGAAACACAAAAUUCUGAUGCGUCUUCUGGAGACAAAAAAGAUCAACAGGAGUCUCAUGAAAAUGGACCGAUCGUAACUAAUAGCAAUGGUGGAGUCAACCAUAGUAGCAAUGAAAAGGCUCAGCAUUUAUCCUCAGAAAAGGAAGCAACUGACGAUCACUCCUCAGUAAGCAAACCUGUCUCACCGGAUGCCCACAAAUUAACGGACCGAGAGAAUGGAAAUGAUGCAGUAUAG